Malassezia restricta is the source of this 2856-nucleotide messenger RNA. Its product is annotated as SH3 domain protein. NCBI's taxonomy places the organism in Eukaryota, Fungi, Basidiomycota, Malasseziomycetes, Malasseziales, Malasseziaceae. Gene Ontology annotation, molecular function: protein binding. The coding region runs from base 1 to 2856 and encodes 951 amino acids. Gene Ontology annotation, cellular component: microtubule cytoskeleton; cell tip. The record is from RefSeq and is a predicted model, not a curated record. Gene Ontology annotation, biological process: signal transduction; establishment or maintenance of actin cytoskeleton polarity. The transcript has a single exon.
AUGCGCCCUGCAUCGGAUCCGGCGCCUUCAUCUGAAGCCAGUGUGCCACUAGAUGGGGAAAUAUACGAGGAUGAUAUGAUUGACCCAGAGUUCAUCACGUACCAUGGCGAAGAGUCUUUUGAUUAUGGCGUGAAUGACGGAGACAUGCCAGACGAUGCCAUGUACGAUGAAGAUGAAUAUGACGAUGAGUACGAAGAGGAACUUUCAUCUAGUCCGUCUAUUCCUGAUGAAGAUAUCAACUUCGACCUGGUUUACACCUUGCAUACAUUUAUUGCUACAGUGGAAGGACAAGCUACGGUACAGAAAGGUGAUCACCUUGUGCUUUUAGACGACAGUAACAGUUACUGGUGGCUGGUUCGCGUUCUCGUAUCGCAAGAAGUUGGAUAUAUUCCUGCAGAAAAUAUCGAAACACCAUAUGAGCGUUUGGCCCGGCUCAACAAACAUCGAAAUGUGGAAAUCGCUACGGCCAGGGGCCAAGAUAAUGAGCUGCCGCCCAACCAUGUUGCAUCCGGAGAACUUAUCAAGUCUCGUACUUUCGGCGGCAUAAAUAAGCACUCAGGGAAAGUAUCUGCUCUCUCACGACGAGGCUUGCGGGAUACAACGGUGGAACAAGUCGACAAGGCACCUGCCAAAAAGAUGGGUGUUUUGUUUGGUGAGACCGAAUACCUUGAACACAGCGACCUAGAUCACUUUGAUGAGGAGUAUAUGGGCGAAGGCGAGGACGACUACGUGUAUGAUGAUGAACCUGAGCCGGAUGAAGACAAACAAGUCGAUAACCUGGAACAAGAGCUAUCAGAGCCGCGUCAACAAGAGCAUUUGCAGAAUACACCGGAAGUGCUCAGUGAGCGUCAUUCUACGGAAGAAAAGACAUCGCCUACGUCCGAAGAAUCUAACACGCAUGGAGAAUCGAGGUCAAAGCGACCUAACAGUCUCCUUGAAUUCCCAGGUACAGAGAUGGCUUACAAUGUGACGCGUGUAUUUGCCGGCGAGAAUAUUGAGUCAGACUGCACGUUCAAGACAGUUCUUCUGAAUGAGCUCACAACAUCAACAGAAUUAGUACAUCAAGCAUUACAGCGUUUCCAACUUCAAGAUAAUGUGCAGGACUACGCAAUUGUACUGCAUCAUUUGGAUGGAGAAGAACAGAUUCUCCCACCAUAUGAGCACCCGCUUCAAAUGAUGCAAAUGUUGUCGAAUAUAUCAUCAAUGGAGCCACUAGAGGUGCCAUCAAAGCAUGACAGUGCAGGAUCACUGGCCUCCCUACUAGAUACAUCAUCAAGUCGAUGCAUGUAUGAUUACAGCAAUGAUCGAUUCGGUAAAUUGUAUCUUGUGCGGCGCAUUCCGCUGCACAAGCCUGUCAGUGCACUGACUAUGCCAUCAACUACAUCGUCUCAAGACAAACAGCUUCGUUUUACGAUUCAGCUUGUUUUAUACGAUACUGACUUACCUGAUAAUAUGUUUUUCCAUCCUACUACCGGAAACCCUACACGCGGAACAAAGCCCCUGAUCCAGGAGCUUCCUGGAGAGCAGAGGCGCUUUAUGCGCUUAGCCAAGAAUGCCACUGUCGCAGAAGUCAUCGAGGCGGGCAUUGAAGCAUUCCAACUGCCUGACGCAGUUGUGGAUGGUGGCGAUGACAUCGAAGAUCGCACACGAUUCAGUCGACCAAGAUGCAAGUACGUGCUUCACAUCCAAUCGGCAUCCCAUAACGAGCAACCGCUGCAUCCGGCAUCAAAGGUGCUUGCCGCCUAUGAUACGCUUCCUCUACUUCAAUUUGUCGACACUGAUGUAAAGCGUAAGAGUUUGGACUUCACUGUUGCUCCAGGAGUAAUGGACGACAUUUUGAGCACAGAUCCCCUGUUUGUGUUGCGCAUUGCUCGAGAAAAGCGCAAGGAAGAGGGUGUUGUACCCUUAGGGACACCGCGUGGCUGGCAGCCUAGUGUACUUAAUAGGUCACCGCCCUCUCCGUCCUGGUCGGUAUCUAUGUCGUCGAGUCGGGAGCGGGACAACUAUGAAGCCCUACCUAGGCAUAUGACUUGGUCAAACAGACCAAUGGUUCAACAUUCGACACGACUCGCGAAUCCUCUACUCUCUCCGGCAGGCUCCAUGCGUGAAAUACAGGAAUUACCAAAGCCACCGCCAUCCUCAGCUGAUGAUUCUUGGGUCCAGAAAGAUCGUGACGUAAGUCAAGAUGGUGGGUUGUACAGUAGUGCACCAGAACCAUUCGCGCCCCUGCCAUCCUCGUCUGUGCAAAACGAGGUUGAUACCAUGCUGAGCCGCCUUGCUCUCGAUCCAGCACUUGAUCCAUCAAAGCGAGCAUUAACGUCGCCUAUCAAGAUGAGCCCUCUUAAUAUACCGCCACCUAAUUCAUCAUUACAUCGUACGUCUUCAAUACGAAGUGUAUCUGCCAAUGAUAUGACGCCUGAACCUCGCGGCAUGGCUCAUAUGCCGCGUCGCGUCGGUGAUCGCGUCUUGUCUGACUCGACAGUUGCCACAGGCACUGAUCGACAAGGUCGUGAGAAGUACAAUUUCCAUGCGUUGUACGGCAUCGUCGAUGCUUUGGUCCUCGAAAAGACGCUCGCGACAGAAACACAUACUCUGGAACCAGACGCGUCGUCUCAUAAUGGCUUGCAUCGAACUUCGUUGAUCAUGGCCAAGCUUUUAGAAGAAACGCCAUCCGAGAAGAUAUGGACUAAGUGGAAUGGUUUGUUUGCGCUGCCUUGGCCAUCUUUGGCAUCAGCACCCAGCACAUCCACUGAAAAAGUGCGCGAACACUUUAUGCCACUCAUGAAGCAGAUUACCGAGUUGGAAAAUGACCUCGACGAUACAUUACGCAGCGUGCUGGCGUAUCGAGAUGCCUGA